Molecule: messenger RNA, 648 nt
Organism: Ceratitis capitata (Mediterranean fruit fly)
Lineage: Eukaryota; Metazoa; Arthropoda; Insecta; Diptera; Tephritidae
Product: ATP synthase subunit a-like
Biological process (GO): proton motive force-driven ATP synthesis
Molecular function (GO): proton transmembrane transporter activity
Source: RefSeq, a predicted model, not a curated record
AAACUGAAAUUGAUAACAAAUUUAUUUCCUGUAUUUGACCCUUCAUCAAGCAUUUUUAACUUAUCAUUAAACUGAAUAAGUAAAUUUAGUGGAAUUUCAUUAAUUCCCUCUGCUUACAGAUCUUCUCGAUAAAACAUUUUUUGAAAUUCAAUUUUAAUAACCCUUCACUAAUAAUUUAAAACUUUAUUAGGACCUAGUGGUCAUUCAGGGUCUACUUUUUUUGUCUCAUUAUUUUCAUUAAUCUUAUUUAAUAAUUUUAUAGGUUUAUUUCCUUAUAUUUUUAAAAGAACAAGUCAUUUAACAUUAACUCUUACAUAAGCUUUACCUCUUUGGUUAUCUUUUAUACUUUACAGAUGAAUCAAUAAUACUCAACAUAUAUUUGCGCACUUAGUUCCUCAAGGAACACCAGCAGUUUUAAUACCAAUUGCUUUAAUAGUUCUUGAAUCAGCUGUAGCUAAAAUUCAAUCCUAUGUAUUUGCUGUUUUAUGAACUCUUUACUCUUUACAUUCAAACCACCCUUUUCAUUUAGUUGAUUAUAGCCCAUGACCUUUAACAGGAGCAAUUGGUGCUAUAACAUCUAUUUCAGGUUAAGUAAAAUGAUUUCAUCAAUAUGGUAUUUCUUUAUUUCUUUAAGGAAAUAUUAUUAUU